GUUCUUCUCAAGUUUACUACUCAAAUUAUUUAAACAUUGACCCGCACAUUGCUGAAGUGUUUGUUAAAUAUGGAUAAAGUACCAAGAGAGAAGCAGGAUUCUUCGUUGGAGGGUGUGUUACGGUUUGCAAUAUCGCAAUCAGAUGGGAAUGCCACUGACGCUCCGGUUGAGGAAAUGGAUAACGAAAGAAAGGAGUUCUUGAACAAUGUUUUAAAAUCUAUGUCUUCCAAUGUCAGCGAUGAACUUAAAAACUCUGUAAAAGUAUUAUCUGAACCGUCUGCAAAUAAUUCAGAAAAAUUAGAUGCACUUGCUUUUAUACGUGAUAACGCCGAUAAUAUUGAUUUCGCUAAUGCCUUUGCGAAAACUGGUGGAACAAAAGUUUUGAUUGAAUGCAUUGAAGCUGAAGAUACUGAAAUUAGUUCCAAUGCAAUUUAUAUAGUUGGCGAAAUGGCGCAAAAUAAUCCUUUUUGUCAACAGCAUUUCAUUGAUGCCAGAGUAGUACCUUUACUUACUUCACAAUUAGAUCGUGAAGAGGUUGUUACUUGCGCUGCUUUAUAUGCUCUUUCAGCAAUUUGCCGGAGCUAUAAACCAGGAUGUAUGGAAUUUAUUAAAAAUAAUGGUGUUGAGGUCCUGCUUAUAAGUUUACGUUCACCUAACUCAAAAAUUUUUAUUAAGAGUGCGUUUUUAAUAAGUGUAUUAUCUUCGGAAUACCCAAAUUUUCGUGAUCAAUUAGCCAAAACUAAUGCAAUGGAGUUACUGGUCAAUAAUAUUGAGAAUUUGGUAGGUUUCGAUAUGAAACUUGAUGCAGUCCUUCGGGCUCUUUCGCAGCUUACUGGUAGUACUAAGUGGAAUUUGAGUUCUUCGACGCAAUUAAAGUUAGAGCAAUCCUUAAAGACAAUAAUAGAACGUGACAAUAACCUAGAUGCGUGCAAGGAAAUGGUCGAGUAUGCCGAAAAGAUUCUAAAGAAUAUAAAAUCACAUGUACUUUAAAAAUUAUAUUUUUUAAACAGUUAACUAUUAAUAAGAACGCUUUUAUACAUUAUGUACAAAAAAAGAAUUACUUAACUAAACAAAA
Messenger RNA from Teleopsis dalmanni, 1075 nucleotides. Its product is annotated as hsp70 nucleotide exchange factor fes1. The transcript is spliced from 5 exons. The record is from RefSeq and is a predicted model, not a curated record. The coding region runs from base 70 to 990 and encodes 306 amino acids. Lineage: Eukaryota; Metazoa; Arthropoda; Insecta; Diptera; Diopsidae.